Mizuhopecten yessoensis (Yesso scallop) is the source of this 2569-nucleotide messenger RNA. Its product is annotated as probable cytochrome P450 49a1. Lineage: Eukaryota; Metazoa; Mollusca; Bivalvia; Pectinida; Pectinidae. Gene Ontology annotation, cellular component: mitochondrial inner membrane. Gene Ontology annotation, biological process: cortisol metabolic process; cholesterol metabolic process; C21-steroid hormone biosynthetic process. The transcript is spliced from 11 exons. Gene Ontology annotation, molecular function: monooxygenase activity; oxidoreductase activity, acting on paired donors, with incorporation or reduction of molecular oxygen; heme binding. Bases 284 to 1855 code for a protein of 523 amino acids. The record is from RefSeq and is a predicted model, not a curated record.
CCGAUUACUGGGUCAGGCUGUACUGGUUACCACUGGUCUUACAUCACCUGGUUCGCUGUUUCAACAGUUUCCAGUGGUGUGUUAAGUUGCCAUAACAUCGAAAGACCAUACAGUAUUUAAAUAAUGUCAUAUAGACUUAAAAUAGUAUAUUUGCGGAUCUGUGUAUCAAACGGAUAAUAGAACCAAAACCAGACAUAUCAUCAACUGAUGUGUGACCUCGGAAGAUUAUUGGAUUAUUGCCACGUCACCUAUAAAGCUGUGACAAUCGUCUGAGGUCAAUGCCAUGCUUUCAGUAAUCAGAUGCGUCGCUGUGAGGUCGGAAGCUCAGUUGGUCGGUCCUUUCGUCAGCAUACGAUGUUUAUCGGAAACCAGUGGGUCUCCAGACAUAAAUAACAUCAAGCCAUUCAACAACAUCCCCGGCCCAAAUGGCAUAUAUUCGGUGCCAUACAUUGGAACCACGUUCCACUUUAAACCGUUCACUGAUAUACCCGCUCUGGAUAUCACUCUACUACAGAAGAGGCUCCAUACGCAGUAUGGAGACAUAUUAAGGUUCCGGAUGGGAGGCGAGUGGAUCGUUGGAUUAUUCCAUCCCGACCUCUGCCGCGAGGCUCUUCAGCUAACACAGCCACGCUUUCCCAUCCGAUUCCCUGUGUGGAUCCUGCGGAAGUACGCCGAGCGGAUGGGGAUAGAGGAGGGCAUGGGCACCGUUAAUGGUGAGAGGUGGGAGGCCAUCCGUAAACCAACCCAGCACGAGAUACUCAGGCCCACAAGUUUGGCGUCGUACUCUCCCAAAAUCAACUUGGUAGCAGACGAUAUGGUGACGAGACUCAGGGAGCAGGAUACCAUUGAUGACACGCUCCUCACACUGUAUAACUACGCUAUAGAAAAUAUAGGUAUGCUGUUUUUUAAUAGUCGUCUAGGCUGUCUAGACGGCGGAAAGACAGCAGACGACAUUGUCAGAAAUGUGGUGUUUGUGUUUCAUGCUCUGGAGGUUGACAUACGUUCAUCCUUUCGCUGGUACAGAUACUUCAGGACGCCAUUUUACAACAAGUUUGAACAGUCCCUAAACACCCUCAGGAGUAUACUACAGCCGGAAGUGGAUGACUGUAUCUCUCUGUACCACACCCACCAGACCGAGGGGGAUCCAGGAGCCAUACAGGAUACCCAUUGUCUGGUCCAUAACCUAUUGUCAGGAGGGAAGUUGACGGUUGAGCAGAUUAAUUCAUUCAUCAUCGACCUUUUCCUCAGUGGUAUAGAUUCGACGGCAAAAACCAUGAGUUUGGUCCUCAAUAGACUGGCAAUUCACCAAGACAAACAGGAAAAGCUAUACCAAGAGAUACGAGCACAUGGACUGACCGAUGGACAACCUCUAACGAAUGACAUAUUAAAAUCAAUGUCCUAUUUGAAGGCAUGCAUAAAAGAGUCAAUGAGACUCCAUUUUCCUAUAUCUGGAGGCUAUAUAACGGCUGCCCAGUCAGAAAUAGUGGUUGGACAAUACAAAAUACCAGAAAAAACCCUGUUGAUGGUGGCAUGUCCGACAAUGGUCCAGGACGACCGCUUUUUCGAGAACAGUGACCAAUAUCUUCCGGAGAGAUGGAUGCGGUCAGACAUCGUCGACUCGGAUUCAUACAAGACACUCAACACUUUUGCAUUUCUGCCGUUCGGGUUUGGAAAGAGAAGCUGUCUCGGGCAGAGGUUUGCUGAGAGGGAGCUCCAUAUCGGCAUCACCAAGUUGAUCCAAAACUUUGUUUUGUCUGUACCCCGCGGAAACACCAACGUGUCGUGGGAGUACCGAGUGUUUGCCACCCCAAGGGGUAAACUCACCCUCAAUCUGGACCAGCGGGACCAAACUUGAAGUGACAACUGUCCGGAAAAUGAAGACAACUCACGGAAGAUUCUUUUUUACAAAUAACGAAACAACUAACCACGCAUUCCGGUGAAAUACUUUAAUACAGUUUGUUUCUGUAAUAUAUCGUGUAUUGAUGUUUCUUCUAUAUAUCGUGUAUUGAUGUUUCUUCUAUAUAUCGUGUAUUGAUGUUUCUUCUAUAUAUCGUGUGUUGAUGUUUCUGCUAUGUAUCGUGUAUUGAUGUUUCUUCUAUAUAUCGUGUAUUGAUGUUUCUGCUAUGUAUCGUGUAUUGAUGUUUCUGCUAUAUAUCGUGUAUUGAUGUUUCUUCUAUAUAUCGUGUAUUGAUGUUUCUGCUAUAUAUCGUGUAUUGAUGUUUUUGCUAUAUAUCACGUUUUGAUGUUUCUGCUAUGUAUCGUGUAUUGAUGUUUCUGCUAUCUAUCGUGUAUUGAUGUUUCUGCUAUAUAUAGUUUAUUUGAUGUUUCUGCUAUGUAUCGUGUAUUGAUGUUUCUGCUUUAUAUCGUGUAUUGAUGUUUCUGCUAUAUAUCGUGUAUUGAUGUUUCUCCUGUAUAUGGUGUUUUGAUGUUUCUGCUAUAUAUGGUGUUUUGAUGUUUAAACCAUAUAAAAGUGGCGUUUGUUUGAAAUGUUCAAUUAAAACAUAUCUUGAAAAGCAUGGGAUUACCUCUUAGAUUUAGGGAGGAAUAAUAAAGUAUUUUUAAAUUUCAA